This is a messenger RNA of Arabidopsis thaliana (thale cress), 2107 nucleotides long. Its product is annotated as mucin-like protein, putative (DUF1216). Bases 72 to 1691 code for a protein of 539 amino acids. Lineage: Eukaryota; Viridiplantae; Streptophyta; Magnoliopsida; Brassicales; Brassicaceae. The transcript is spliced from 3 exons. The record is from RefSeq and is marked reviewed.
AAAAUCAUCCCAAAAGGAGAAAAACAAACAAAAAACAAAACAAAACAAAAACCAAAAAAACAAAAAAAUAAAUGGCAAGAAUUUCACUAGGGAUAUGUCUGAUGUUAGUAGUAGCAUCAAGUGUGAUCUAUGAAGCGCAAGGAACGUUCUUACUAAACCAUUACUUGAAGAAGAAUUUUCCAAAAAAAUGCAACGAGUUUACGCCUUACGCUAACAAGGGUAUGAUAACGUUGGUGACCGAUCUCGAAGGUAGCAGUCCGGCCACUACAGAGUUCAAGACUUUCUUUACACAGUUCAAGUCUUACAUGUCUUUCAUCGAGACAACAUCGGCCUCAACAAAAAAUGUUGAUGCCGAGAUGACAGCUAAAUGUGACGGUCUUUUCAAGGCCAUGUCUGCAUUGAGUGCUAGUAAAGGCGUCAAAUCAGCGGAUGCUGGGAGUAUGAAGAUGACCAUGUUGUCGAUGGGAAAGACUUUGGUUGAGCAGAAGAAGAAUACAAAGAUAAUGACAUUGAAGGAAAAGAAAGAGUUGGUCAUAGAUAUGGUGAAAUGGACUAAAAUGGUCGCUACAUUUGUGAAGUCGGCCUCCGAGCAGAAAGGAAAGUCUAUCAAUAUAGCAUCUUAUGGUCUUGAUGUCGAUGUUAACGAUAGUUCUAUUGUCGGUGGAGCUGCAAGUAGUGAAUCAUCCUCCACUAAAUCUGGAUCUGUUUCCAGUAGCGGAAGUGUUUCUACCAAGUCGAAAGAAUCGAGUAGUAGUGGAAGUUCUGCCAGUGGAAGUGUUGCUACCAAAUCCAAAGAAUCCAGCGGUGGAAGUGCUGCUACCAAAUCCAAAGAAUCUAGCGGUGGAAGUGCUGCUACCAAAUCCAAAGAAUCUAGUGGUGGAAGUGCUACUACAGGUAAAACUUCGGGCAGUCCGAGCGGAAGUCCUAAGGCCAGCCCAUCUGGUUCAGUUAGUGGCAAAUCAUCUUCAAAAGGAAGCGCAAGUGCUCAAGGAAGCGCAAGUGCUCAAGGAAGUGCAAGUGCUCAAGGAAGCGCAAGUGCUCAAGGAAGUGCAAGUGCUCAAAGAAGAGAAAGUGGGGCAAUGGCUAUGUCCAAGAGCAGAGAAACAAAGACAUCGAGCCAAAGACAAUCCAAAUCAUCGAGUGAAAGUUCAUCUUCUAGCACAACCACCACAACAGUGAAACAAGUCGAGAGUGAGACUUCCAAAGAAGUAAUGUCAUUCAUAAUGCAACUCGAGAAGAAGUAUGCAGCAAAGGCGGAACUCAAGGUCUUCUUCGAGUCUCUAAAGUCUUCCAUGCAAGCUUCCGCAAGCGUUGGUUCCAAAACCGCGAAAGACUAUGUUUCUGCCUCAAAAGCAGCCACUGGUAAACUCUCCGAAGCCAUGGCUUCAGUGAGUUCCAAAAAUGUCAAAUCAGCAAAGAUGAAGAGCAACUUGGACACUAGCAAAGAUGAAAUGCUGAAGUGUGUCAAACAAAUUCAAGAUAUCAACGGUAAAAUGGUGAGUGGCAAGACCGUGUCAUCAACACAACAGUCAGAGCUCAAGCAGACAAUCACCAAGUGGGAAAAGGUCACCACCCAAUUUGUUGAGACCGCUGCUUCUUCAAGUUCAUCGUCAUCCUCAUCCUCAUCCUCAUCCUCAUCUUCUGCUGCUUCUCAGCAGCAGGGCAAUGCAGCAAUGGUCAAGACUAAUUGAGUUUAAAGGUGAAGUUACUUUAUUGCGCAAAAGAUCACCAAGAAAGACACAACCAGUAAUGCCAAAUAUUAUAAUAAGUAGUUAACUAUUAGAUAAUUUUUCUUGUAAAUAAAACUAAGAUCGGUAUAGGUAAGCAUUGCAUGCUUAUAAACCGAUGUAUGCAAGUAAUAACUCUGUAAAAAAACGUUACAGAUAGAUUGUAACCGCUUUGUAUGUUAACAUACAAAAGUGAGUGAUACCUAUGAAAGGGAUUUUUGAAUACUCAUCUUCUCCUUUCAAGAAAAUUAGGUCUAAUUUUAAGAUCUACCGAAAUAUAAUCGUAUGCAUUUAAAAGAUAUGGGACUUAAAGAGUGCAACGUAGGACAUUACAAAAAUGGAUUAUGUUGCGUAUUAUUUUUUUACUUCAUAUGAUUAUU